Molecule: messenger RNA, 17348 nt
Organism: Porites lobata
Lineage: Eukaryota; Metazoa; Cnidaria; Anthozoa; Scleractinia; Poritidae
Source: the annotation of a GenBank genome assembly
AUGGCGGUAAAUACGGAAUACGGAAAAUCUGUUCAAGGGGUACUCAAAAUCUUGGAACUUGUGAGUAUUUCAAGAAAAAUCAAACCUUUUUUAUAGAUAUAGGGUACGCUAAAUUAACCUCUUUCUGGAAAUAGGAGUAUACCGGUGUUAUAGAAUAAUUAACAGUUCGGAACAAUUAUCGAAUGGAGCUGAGUACAUGCAUAAUCAACGAAAAAUUUGACUUGGUAUUUUAUUUUGUAGUGUACAUUGACCAUAUAGUUUCGUACUAUACUGCAACUGUAUCAGUUGUGUGCAUGCUAUAUUAUUUCACAACCGCUGAGAUGGGACAAACUCUAUGACUGCGCUUAGCUUGACAAAACGGGCCACCACUGGUUUUCCUGCGGAAUAACGUCUGAGCAACCACUGGAGAAAUUCGGAAUCCAUACUGAUGACGUAUCACUUCCUAGACCUGGGUAGUGCUUCUGACUGGUCGUGCCGCGAGAGAAAUUUGCUUCAACCAAUCAGAAGCUCUACCCACAUCUAGGUAGUGACAAGUCAUCAGUAUGGUAUUUCCGCAGUCGUUGCUCAGAUGUAAUUUCGCCGUGAAAUCAGUGGUGGGGUCGUGAAUAGUCUGUUAACGGACCCUCUAUUUUCUCUUAAAGUCCGCUGAGCGCGCGUAAUAAAAAUAUAAACAGCGGGGAAUUAAAUUAAAGAAACGUCUGUGUAUAGGCUACGUAGUGAAUUGUCAGCUGUUUUCUCAAGCUAUGAUCAUGACUUCGCUUUUUUUUUUACAGAUAACUAUCUGCAUAGCGUUUUCAUGUCUGGCUGAUUUUGAACGAGAACUAGAACUGGCUAAAUUUUCCGACAAAUUUGAAGUGAGGUUCGACUUCUUCAUGGCGGUUUUCGUUAUUGGGUUUGUAGUGGUCCUGGUGGUGUUCUUGGUCUUCCUGUUCAGCUUCAGGGAGAAAGACAUGAAUCUUGCAGUGAGUAUAUGCGGGUUUGUGUAGAAAUCUACAGCCGACAUUUUGUUUCCAUCUUAAAUUUCGCAAAAGCGCUGCUAAAAGCUAAGUAUGGUUAAGGCUGAGUAUGAUCUGAAGAAUUACGGAGAUCAAGGAGGGUGUUCAGUUGCGCAUGCCUGUCUCUCAGCAAGUUCAGGAUGUAGAGGGAUGUUUACUUUGACUAGAAAGUAAUAGAAUAUCACAUUCGCAUUAAUUCACAUGCUAAUUUGCGGCGAACAAGUCGCGAUAAAUUAUUAUCAUUAUUAAUAAUUGGCUAUAUUUUUAGGCAUUAAUUUAGUUACUUUUUCUUCGUGAAACGUCUGAAAUGUUCUGCCACUUUCUACAGCUCUCCCCAAAAAAGCAGCCUCGUCCCCAGGGCUUCUCGAUUGCCGUCCCUUUUUCUUUUGUUAUUUUUUCCAUUUUUUUUUUUGUUGUUUCCUUUCCUUUCGCUUCACAUUAUAUAUCAGCAUAAAUUACUUAUAGUAUACAUGCACUAAAAAAUACCAAUUGAAUCAAAAGCUUCAUAAAUUACACAUAAAAAAAAAAAAAAAAAAACAUAAACAUAAACUGUAUUUAUAAGUAUUUAUAAGAAAAGAGAGCAAGGCUAAUAUUGGGAAGUUAACAAUACGAAGAUGCAAAAACUAAAAGAAAUAUUAGAAAAAUAAAUAUCAAAUAUUGUACAUUAUGUAUUGGGCGGCAGAAACGUGUUCAAUUUAUGUAUGUUGGAAAGAGCGAUUAAGAAAGUAUCGAAAUUAAUGCAUCCCAUUUAUCAUAAUGUUUUGUUGAAGAACAUCAUUUUUCCUAGAGAUAAUAAUUUGUAGGUAGCUUUCAAUCAGUAGCCUUAAAAACGUCAAGUGAUGGUUCUUUUUUAUCUAAUUUGCACCCAAAAGAAUUUUGCUAAUAAAAAGGCUCGAUGAUUGAUUAUCAUAAAAUCUUUAUUGGUAUUGAAUUUACCAAGAAAGACACCUGGAAAUGAAAUAUCCUUUACUUCACUGCUACUGAAGGGUUAUCCACAAUAAAACGUCUUUCUAAAACAUAUGCACUACUUCGCAAAAGAUCGAUGGCCAGGGGAUUCCACUUCAUUUUUCACAGAACGUGCAGUUAGGGGAGUCGAAAAUUUUGAAAACAAACAGUUCAUCAUUUGUGUGUGCAAUAAAGUAACUAUCUAUUUCUCAUCCAGAGAAACCUGAAAAGGCAAAGAAUAUAUACAGUGUAACCUGUAUUAAGCGGACACCCUCGGGGAAUGCUGUAGUGUCCGCUUAAUACAGGGUGUCCGCCUAAUGCAGGUUUCGAUAUAUAACGUCAUAUGAGGUGUCAAAUGCCAUUCAAAUGAACAGUGGAAGCGUUUAUAAUACUCCCAGAGACUAUGACGAUAGACGUUUGCAUUAAUUUCUUUAUCAAAGUGAACCAAUUGAUCAUAGUACCAUAAACAUGGAUUGCAACUCAAAUUUGAAGAAAUCAGAUGAGUGACAAAAGCUCUAUACAAACAAAACGAAAUAGAAAACAAUCCGUUACUGUGAAACUAAUCAUAUAAGUUCGUCAAGUCACGUUUUUUAAUGUAAAAAUCGACAAAUUUGUGGGUGGCAAUUCGAGGCAAUCUUUCGCAUUUCCGGUGUCUGGCAUGUUGGGUGGUGAAAUUUAAUUACAAGUGUCCGUUUAAUACAGGUUGGCAACAAUAGAAAUGGCCCUUUUUAGGUGCUUUUUACGUGUCUGCGUCCGCUUAAUAGAGGUGUCCGCUUAAUGAAGGUUUCAUAAAAAGUAAAUAAGGGAAUAAAUUUGGGGACUUCGGCUACUGUCCGCUUAAUAGAGGGUGUCCGCUUAAUACGGUGUCCGCUUAAUACAGGUUUCACUGUAUAUAUUUUUGUCCAUUUACACAAAAGACUUGGUUUUAGGAUCUAAUUUGUCUUACCAUUUGGCAUUAGCAAUAGACUGGGUUAAUCUAUAGGAACAAAAUUCUUUGUACACAUUUUUUAAACGGAUGUUAAGAAUAUCCAUCAUUUCACCUUUUUAACUGACAAAAAAAUAAGAGCUUUCGUUCAACGCUGAUGGUGGAGUAAACGCAUUGCCAUUAAAACCUCCACCGUCUAUAAUCCUACAAUCAUCAUCAAUACCCAUUCUGUUCAGUUCCUCUUUGAUCUGGUCAAAGAAAAAUAUCAGGUAGCUCGUUUUGUUUUGAAGCAUAAACUAAUAUUUAAAAAUACAAAUUUCUGGUCUUGCACUGUCGCUUCCAAACGAAUGAGCCGCACCUGACUGUCUGGACCGCACAGAUUUUAAUUCAAAUUCUAAGGGGUUUUUAACCAAGAAGAAUACCCCAAGUGCACUUUGCUCAGAGCCAUGGGGAAAAGCAUGUCACCUUUCCAUGCAUUUUCCAACUACUGAUUCAGUUCUGACAUAUAUUCAACUCUGAGCUUUGAUAUUGUGGUACCAACUUGAAAGCCAUGACAUAAAAAUAAUUAAAAGUAGUCCUCAGUAUUAAGACAUAGAAUCAACGACAUACUUAGAAUAAUAUUUCUUCACUUUUUUUUUUCUCUUUUAAGCUGUUCAUUUUCUCCGCCCUGUUUGCUCUGUUGUUUUUCAUUGCUUCUGGUCUCAUGACUGAAAUCUUGAAAGAUGUGUACGACGCACAAUGGCACAAGUUUCCUCCUUUGAAAAAAUUCUCUGACCUUCUUACUGUGUCAGUGGUAAGUAUCUCAAAAUAUAUCACGUUUUUACUCGAAUAAGCACUACCCGCGAUUAAGCGCCUAUUAAGACGUUUGAAGCAUUCUGUACUUUUAAUACGGGGAAUAUUAAUACCGUAGUUAAUACAAUUUUUUGCCGCGUCCAACUGGGACCGAGUUCUUCACCCAAGUAAUGCUGAUGACUAGGUUUAGGACAAAAAAAAAACUACUUUCUUUGUAUCGGUCAACAACUCUGCUUUUCAUCCCUGGUUACGUCAAUGACUACCGUCUCUGCUGUUCCUCUAAAAAACUUAAGACCUUAGUUAGGAGUCCCACUCCAGACAAAAUCAGACAGAAGGGCCAAAUAUACUUGUACCUUGUCUAGUGACCCGGCCCUUGUAGGCAUGUAAUAACGCAAUCCCCCCCACCGGGUGCAGUGAUUGAAUUGGUCAUAAAAGGAUUGGUUUAGUUUAAUUUGGACACGAAAAGUGCAAAACAUAUCUACACCGACCAAAGACAGCUGAAGUGAUAGUUGGAAUCUAUAAAAUCUUUUAAUCUCUCAUUAAAUCGUCAACUAAGGGCUUAACGCUCGACAUUAUAUACCAGGGUACAGAGAAGUUCAAUGGAACCCUUUUUUUUUCUUGCCCUUCUUCAGGUGUCGUUGAGUCAAUGACGACACCAGGGGAGGGAAGAAGAGAAAGGUGUUCAUUAGAUUUAAAAGUGCGAUUUAUCUCUAAUAUUGUCUGGAGAACCGUUCCUUUUUUUACUAUUUCUCCUUUUUUUUCUAGGUAUUUGGAUUUCUUUCGGGGGGUCCUCCUUGCAGUCGAUGGAGUUCUCUUUUUCAGUAAAUGCAAAACUGGAGCUAACUGAGUAGUUAAGAUGCAGCUUGCUUUUCAUAAACCUCCCCUGUUAAUUUAAUAAUCUAUAACUAACCUGCACAGUUUUUUAAGAGGUGUUUUUCCCCGCAAAUUUGUUUCAAAGCCAGACCAGUGAGGGUUAGCCUGAGAAAAUAAGCCGGCGUUUUGCGACCCCGGCCACCCGACUGUUUCACGAAAUGCGGCGUCGCAAAAUGUCGGCUCUUUUCUCGGGCUACAGGGUAGGUCGUGAGGCAAAAGAAAAUAAAAAAAAUAUCAGCAAGUCCACAGCGAUAAAUCGUUGAGUGGUGCCGGGUCUCCCACUUGUGAUCAGUACAAUAAUACUCGCUUGCAGAAAAUCAUAAAGCGGCAAACUGAUCCUUACGGCAAGGCGAUGAAGAAGUAAACGAAAGAAUAAAACAAAAAAUAUAUAGUUUCAACUCCUGAAGAAGGUUUGUUUUCAAACUGAAAUAUUGGGCAAAUUUGUUAAAAAUAUAUAUGUUUUGUACUUCUCAUCGCCUUGCCGUAAGGAUCGGUUUGCCGUUUUAUGAUUUUUAGCGAAAGAAACUCGGUCCUGUUGCUAGCUUACUCGUAACGCCAUUAUAGGAAAGAAAAAGCUUCUGGAGAUGAAGUCUUCACCACAGUUUCAGUGUUUAAUGCGCCUAAAGAAAUUCAGAGGCUAUAUCCGCGAAUCGGAUGUUCAGCCUAUAGUACCAAUUGAAAGCUGAACAUUUUCGCUUCGAAGUUACGUCAUGAUCAGAGCCUCUGAGGUCAUUAUAUUACUGGUUACCAAACCUAGAUAGCAUAGUUUUUGGUUUGUGAAUUUUCUUUCUCAGUUAGUAGAGAACACUUUCAUUGACUUGAGACAAUUUUUCAAUUUUAAGUUUCUAAAAACAGCAACAUCAAUACUCUUGAUCUUUGGCCAUCGCAGCUUGAUAAAAAAUAAAAUUCAAGCUGCGGUGAUGAACAUCAGAGAAAAACUAACAGCGGGGUAAAAUAUGACUUUUAUCUUGACGCCGUUUCGUAUGCUUCAACAUACAUCUUCAAAAGUAAUCGUAAUUAGAAGUAAGUAAGUAAUUAAUCAAUAUGAAAUUAGAAAUACAAUAAUUUGCUAGUUACUGAUUUCUUAUCAGCAACGUUAUUUCAUGACUAGAGGUAAAUUUGCAUCGCUGAACACUUGGUCAGUUUUGCAGUCAAACUCUCCCGUUCCAAAAGCUCUUCCCGUCCCUCGCGAGAUUCCUUACGUGGGCGCGUGUCUGAUGCAAGGCCACAAAUUUUCAGAGCAAAACGCGUGUAAACAUGAGAAAAAUAAUUUUUCACACUGUUGAGACUGUGAUAACUGCUGGCAAUGCACUUUACAUUAACCGGAGAGCUGAUACAAGGAUAAUUUUGGGUGCUUAGAUAUUAAAUAAACGCUACUGAAAUAAAUAAACACUCGCUUAAAUGUAUCGAUGCAUUUGGAGAAUAUAUCUUUGCAAUGUAGUCCAGUAGCCGAGCUCGGAAAAUUGUCGUUUUGUUCAACCCACGGGUCAGAAAAGGUUUAAGCUUGAUACCGGAUUUUGGUAGAACAAAACCUUUUGUUCAUUGUCUAACAAUUUGCAAGGUCGAUUUGUGGUAUAGGUUUUGAGUAAACGACGUUUUAUUUUUAUAUCACACAAAUUACAGUCCAGCAUGAAAACGAGACUGGAGCCUGAAUCACCUUUUACUUUCCAAUUCUUUGUUAAAAAAAAAUCGCUAAAAAAGGAUAACUUAUCCAAUGUUCAAUAUAACAAAGACGAUCAUUAUUAUAUUUUCUAGUCAACACUGUCACGUGACUGAUUGCGUAACUCGCACAAGGAAAAAUUAUUGCUUGAAAUAAAGGAAAAUCGCGCUUUUAUCGUUUUUCUUCUUUCUAAGAACCGGUUAUAAAUAGGCUACUUUGUUAUUAGUUGUUUUCUCUAGAUAAUUUGCAAGUAACGUUUCCAGGAUAGAUUAAAAAACAUUUCAAGAGCGUCAGUACUGGCCACAACUACGCUUAACUUCACAACAAGCAUUUCUCCUAAUCAGUUGAAUCAAGCCGAGAGCGGCUGUUAAGGAAUGUAUACAGUAAAAUGUAUAAGAGAUCAGACACACUAUAAGCGCGUGUGACUUCACGCUGCCUCGAACAGCUCACAUAUGCAUGGUCCACCUGUGGAUAGAUAACUCUUGCAAGGCUUUUCCCCGACAUCCCGGAACAGCUAUACAGUAAAACCCCGCCUAUAACAAAAGAACCUGUUAGGCUAAAAUUUUCAUUUUAAGGCCCCUCCACAUAAGAACCUAUUAAGGCUAAAAUUUUAAGUUAGGCUCUCAUCAGUGGAACUGGUUGUGAAUGUACUGUAUUUGUCCCAAAAUUUUCUUGGUAUCAACUUCGAAAUGGCAUUUCAGAGAACUGAUCUAGCAUGACCAUGAGUUUGUUUGUUAUGUUUUGUUAAGGACAUAUCUACACUGUACUGCCUGUAGGCAUUACAUUAGGUAUACAGCUAUUUCGAGAAAGGUCAGGGGCACCCAACUUCGGUUUUCUCCUAAAUACAUUGAAAACACUUUUCAGGCUACCCAGAGUACUUUUAGUUCUAAUCGGCGCUAUGAAAUUUAUAUCUGUUCGGUCAUCCUAGGGCAACUUGAGUCUUUUCGAAAUUACCAGGGCUUCAGUAUUAUCUUCCCGAAAAUUUUAGAUGAGAGAAGAAGAGAGAAUUUUUCUUAUUCCUCUUUCCAUCGCAUUUUCGAAUCCGAAAAUUUUAGGUUUUCUUUUUCUGCAAAAAAUAGCUUAAUCUGGCGGAGGCGGGGUAGCGGGGUGGGGGGCGGGGGGGUAAAAUGCCAAACAUUAAACCCAUGUUCAGAAAAUCGUAGGGAAUUUAUUAGAUAAGCUUCGAAAAUUGUACAUGAAUGGAAAGGUGUAGGAAACUCUAGGCAAUUUGUGCUUCUCCGAAUAGAUAUUUUACAGAAACCUGUCGUUGGGUGCCCCUGAAAGGUUGUCCGAAGAAAUGUGCACGCGACAAUCCCGAGAGGCAAUAUGGGAUAUGAUCAAUACGCUGUUCCUGGCACCGUAGCUGUCGAAUCUUUUAUUGUUGCUUUCCUUUAGCACGCGCAAACAUACGUCCAUGGCCUCUUGUGCCAUUCUUCCAAAUUUCUUUGAAGAACAGUGAACUUAAAACCACCCACAAUUCCUUUCGGGAUUGUCGCGUGCACUUCUGCCGACAACCUUUCUCGAAAUAGCUGUAAACAGUUCGGGAGUAUGCCAGUUUUGGAAGAAGCGAUGACGUCAUGAUUCCAUUGUUCUGCUAAAAACACGCAAAAAUAGGAAAAAAUAAUCGCAAGAAACAAGGGAGCUUUUUUCAAAGCCUGUUCCACUUGUCCUCGUUCAAUAUCCGGGACGUCCGAGCUAGCAGUACCGGUGAAGAAGCCUUCUCCUUGCUUUUUGAAUGUCAAGGGAACUUUCCUGCCACAUUUCGGUAGUUAAAAGCGACAGUUUUCAAAUGGCCUUCGACGCCGCCGCCGCCAUCUUGACGGGUAUCGAAUGUAAGUACAUGACUUUAUGUUUAGUUUUCAGUAUCUUGCCGAAUUUUUACGAAGUCAAGACUAAUUUUCCUCAAAACUACAACGUUUAAAGUGUGUUCAGGCAAAGUUUCAUCGAUGGCAACAACCUAGUAAAAAUGGCAACCACACAUUGAAAAUUGCCAACGGACAGGAAGGGUGACUGAUAUUGAUGGUUAUGCCUUAGUCUGUCUAUGUACUUUCAGUUAUAAUCGAUCAGGUCUGUUUUUGGUCGUGUUCACCAGCAAUUUAUGCGACUCUCAUCUAGAAAUCACUUUAUUGAUCCAGAUCAUGUGUGUGGAAUUAGUUUUAAAUCAGUGUGAGUAGGUUCUUACAUUGAUUUCUUUUAUUUUGAUCAGGAUUUCCGUCAAAAAUGUAGACAAACAUGUGGAGAUAUUACAAACAUGUUGUCGCGUUUGUGCCAAAAAGCUGGGAAAAGGAACCAGGAAGACAAAAUGCUAAAUAUCUUCAGAACGACAUAUUUGUGCUCUGAGGGCAAAAUAUUGCUUUAGGUUCGCCUUAUGUUCCACUGUAAUGAAAAAUUUAAUGUCCAAAUUCAACCCUACCUCAAUAGAAUUAACUAUGUUUUUUUGUUUCUUUGUAGUGUGGUCACAGGCUUACCCACCACAAAUGCCCCUCCUUUGACCCUUUCAAAAAUGGGUAAGAGGGAAACAGGUUGGAGGGGGGGCUUAUAUACCUUGUGAGUGGAAGCUCACACUCAAUGACCAUUCAACCAUAGAAGAGACUGUGGCCCUUAUUCAAGGGGCUUUAAAGGAGAUAGAUGAGAAAGGAGUCAUGGAAGUGGAGGCUUGUGAAGAUUUUCUCUACAUAAUGUUCAAUCCCUCACGUCAAAUAUUGUUUAUACUUUACAGAUGCCAAAUACAUAAUAUGUUCAGUCCCUGUGCUGCGCAAAAGGUCAAUCUGAAACAUGAAAAAUGCCAUACUCUCCCCUAUCAAUUCCUGUACAUGAGCAAUAAGCCCACAUUUGAUGUCAUAAUAUCGAAUAUGUGUGUAUUUGAAUAAAUGCUAAAUUAUUGAGAUUCUCUUGAUGAAAAAGCAUCUAUGUUAAUGCAUCGUCUUCUACAAAUCAUCCUCCCUAAUAAAUAAUACAUGAGAGACAUCUCACAAGAUAACUAUUGAAAAUCGAUGUCAGCUGCUACUGUCUUCAUUACAUCAAUUAAGUUUUGGUUUUUGGUUUUGAUGUCCAAGAAGGUGUUAAAAAAACAAGAUUUUGAGAUAAAAGAGUGUGUAUAAUAUGCGAGCCAGGUAGCCAUGGCAGCGAGUCAUGCAGGUCAGAAUCAAAAACAGUAAUACGGAAAGAAUUAACUGUCAGGACCUAAAAUAAAAUCUUUAUUUACAAAAAACAAAAUAUAACAAUAAAUAACUUUUAUUGUAUCUUUACUCUGAUGUGUGAGCUUUGUUUUCUUGAAAGUGCUGUUCAAUAGAAACAUGAAGAACCGGCUAUGAAAAAGAACUUUGGAAAACUUAUGUUGUGUCCAUGCCAAGUGCAGUAAUCAUUAUUAUUUUGGGCCAAACCUUGUCUAAUAGAAUUGUUUGAGGGUUCCCACAGAGAAGACUUGGAGAAAAGUGCUCCUUAAAGUUACAAUGCCUUUGGUUUAAAGGCAAUCCCAGAGUUAAAAACAAUAAUUUAGUAUUAUUCGGAUGUAACAUCAAAUCCCAUACAAGAGGAUAUUUUAUAACAAUCAAUAACCUUGUUGAUCUCUGACCUCUGGUCAAAUCCGGUGGACUACAAGACUAUAGUAUCCCAUUUUAAUCAAUAGAUCCAAAAGCAUGUAACAAGCAUAAUUCUUAGUUUUCCAAUAUGUAUAUUAAAUUCUUAAGAGCCUCUUGCAUUUGUUAAGCUUGACCAAAUAAUCAGUUAACUUCAGAAAGUGGAAUAAUUGAAAGUAAUAGGUUUUUUUGAAGCGGGACAAAAAAAAAUGAUCAGGGAUGAUAAGUAAGAUUUUCACUUUGUGGGUUUUCAAAAAGAAAACGCGGGCACAAUACCCUCAGAAAUCCCUUGUAAACCUGUUGUAUACCUGCACGGAACUGCUUCAAGACAUAAACCAACAGAACAUCAUAUUCGAAAAAACAGAUAUUUUACUCACAAAUGACUCGCUUGCACCAAAACAAUAACAUGAAUUACAGCCGUCUUCUCCGGCCAGUCGCUCACUCGCGGGAGAGAAACAGAUGCAACGGGAAAAAUUACAAUGAAUUAUAGAACAACUCACUUUUUAGUUGUUUCCAAAGCAUUCUUUUUUCCUUAUGAUAUAAAAAAAUGAUGAAAUAAAUAGGCACAAACUUGUUAGCGUGCUUACCUAUUUUCGAUGUACUGAUUACAUACGCAGUGAGUACGCAGUGCCUACUAAGCGCGCGAUAAGCGAAGAACUAUAGCGCAAGAAUGGUUACUCCCUGUCCUCAAGGUACUUCCCAAUUCAUACUAACAAAAAGACAAAUAAAAGGCUCGAUAAAACAAGAAUAAACGAGAAUUUUGGUCAAUACUCGUUCUUCUCCUCUCCCUUGUCCGCCAUUUUGUAUGUUUUGAAAAUGGCCAUCGCCAUGGUGAUCAUGUUACGGUUGGUGACGUAGACCAUUGUUUUCGCUUCUUCCAAAACUGGCAUACUCCCGAACUGGUAAAUGAUUUAUAUUGUAUUAUGAGAUGAUAUUUAUAAUAAAAAAAAUAAAUGAAAUUCAUAUGAAAAUAUAAGAACCUAUUUUAACAACCUUGGUAGUCGAAAUUUGCUACCAUUUAUAUAAGAACCUGUUAAGGCUAAAUUAAAAAAUCCAGGUUCUUAUACGCGGGGUUUUACUGUAGUCUCUGAGUUCUUUAUCUUGUAUAUUACAUCAAAAACUUGGGUGAAAUGGUGGAAACUCUCAAAAUCGGUGGAUAUUGCACAUAUGCUGAACCCCAGAAGCGAUCUGUCAAACUGCGACUCUACUGGCUUCAGUUUCACGAAACGGAGACGGAAGUUCAGUUGUUCUAUUUUAUGAAACAGGCUGAAACCCCGCAGUUUUCUGGCAUGAGUGCGUGCUCUGUCACAGGUGCUACCGCAAGGAUGCGUGAAUCGGAACUGUUUUUUUUUUUUUCAUUUCUCAUAGCCUGGCCAAAAAAUCCCUUUCCAAGACAGGCAAUUAAUAAAAACUCUUAUUAACCUCUUUGCUGCGGACACUCCAACUUAGUAUAAUUUUCUGUUUGUGUUAAUUAUUUACGUUCAUGAUUUCCGUCACGCGAAUGUAGAACAAUUAAUUUAGCUUUCCAUCUCGUCAUAAAUGUUGACGGAAAUAAUGUUUUGUUUCAACAUUUUAAAAAAUACGUGCAGCACUGCAUUAUUGCGUGUUUCACCACCAAUUUUAAACUGAUUCGUAUAUGUAGCUGAGAUGUGAAACGUACUGAACUACUGAUAGAGUGCAUGAUGCAUGUUAAGUUAUAUUCAGUCAAAACGAGUGUCUGCAGCGAAGCCUUAAAUAAAGUGACGUCAUUUUGGUGACCUCUAUAAAGCGGGCACCUAUCUAAUGCAGACAGUUCGCUCUGUCUCUUCGGUGUCCUUAUACGAAGAAAGGUUCAACAGUACGCGCUUGCUGGUGUGAGAAUAAUCACUUUUCAAGUUGUCAAGUGUAAAGUGUAAACCCGGGCUUAAAAGAAGCCAUCUUGUUAAAGGUAAGUUUUGUUCAGAUGCCACACAGAGGAGUUAAGUGUUUAUCACUCGCCGUUUUCUUUCACCAAACUGUCGAAACUCCCCCCGAACUAAGUUAACUCCGAUCGCUAAUUUAUACGCUACUUCCACAUUUCCAAUUAUGCACCUUAUUUGCCCCUCAAAAUUUUGCAUAACCCUUGUUUGUCAUUUAUCCUGGGUAUUACUAGACGUUCCUCCGCGCGAAACGUCCCUAGCGGCGAAGAGCGAGGAGAAACGCAUGUUUUCGUAGGCUGGGGUAUUACAGCCGUCCCAAGAGAAAUUGAAAACAAUGCUCAUGCAAAAUUUUGGGGGCAAAUAAGGUUCAGAAAGGGAAAUGUGGAAGUGAUGUCCAGCUGAGACGACUUGUUGUUCUCUUCAGUAUGGUACUGAGACAGCUGCUAAAAACGAUUCUUUCCGAACAAGGAACGCUGGUGAAUGUCGAGAAAACAGUGUGAGCCGCGUGACUCCACGCAUGGCAUCGGCCCAUGAAACAAAAAAGGGUUCAAAAAAUAAAGAAAAAGUAAUACAACAACUCAGGAACCAACGAGAUCACUGACUGAAUAUUUUUUGUCGUUCUAGCAAAUAUUAGGCACAUGCAUAAUGAGGGUGUGGGAUACAAGGAAAAAUCGCUGAAUGCUAAUUUGCCCAUAAUUGCUAAUAGGCCAUUUGCACUAAGAGGCAUGUGACAUCGUUUUUAUGAAAAUGAAAGUUGUAUGAUUUUGCUCGAAAAACAAUUAGUGGGUCAUAUCUUAAACAAAAUAAUAGUGAUUUGGUUUUUCAAACUCGCACCAUUUUCUUAAAAUGAAUAAGUUCGUAAAUGGUCACGUGACCAAAAUGAGAUUUUUAAAAUUAUGAAUUACCUCUCUCUGAACACAAAUUUUGCACUUAAACUUCAAGGAAAAUGUUGAAAAGAUGAUGUGAUAAUCUUUACAGCACAUCUGAGCGUAACUAUGAAACGUUGAACAAGAUAUAAGCAAGAGGUAGUUUUGGCCGCCAUGUUGAAGGGCAAGAGCAUGCCCUCCAACAUGGCGGCCAAUACAAAUCAUACUACUUUGCUGAAAAAUCAAAGUGCCGUAAAAUAUCUCCCUUAAAUGCGUUUCCUCUCAAAUUUCGGGUGUAAGAUCAUUUUUGUGAGCUCUAACGAUUUUUGGCAUCAGCAAGAUUCCAACUCAUUGUUUAAAGGAAGCAUUGGUCACGUGACCUCUUAGUGCAACUGGCCUAUUGGCUGACAGAGACGGGAUUUUUUCUUGAUCUCGAGGGCACUUUUUGUAACCAAGGUAAAUCCUAUGCUUUUCCACCAAAAAUACGCCUUUAUACUUCAUGUCGCUUUCCUUUCGAGUUAAGAUGAGAUAAUCGAUCGCUAUUUACGGGCAAAGUUGUUGUUUUGUUAGUCUAAACCCAUUGCUUCAUUACCGUUCUCGUUGUCAUUGCUUAAGCUCCCUGAUUACAGACGACGCGCCCUCAACCAAUCAGCACCAAAUACAGCUCGUACCUAGGCCCGUUCGCGCUAUCUGAGUUACAAUAGGAGGCUUGUAGGCGAAUUUUCCCGACAAGCUUGACAGGCGACUUCACAUCCGAAAUCGCCGAGGAUGACUGGGAACGAGGCUGCAUCAUCAAAUAAUAAUCAUGUCCUAUCUUAUAACAAUUGCCCUCUUGAUUAACUAAAAAUGUGCAGUUUCUUGGUGUUGCAGACGGAUGCUAUAACCAUCACCAAUACAAAAGAUGAAACUGACAAUGAACAAUAUCCAUACCACAUUACAAUAACUAUAUAACCAAUAAUGGUUUCCGCAAAACCAAGAUACACCCAAAAAUGCCCUCUAUCACCGUCGGUCAAUCAUGACAAGUAUUCAGCAACUUUAUUUUGCCCAGUAUUCAAUAAAUGCUUUAAAAGAUAGAGACUUUUCUCUCAAAGCUAAACGAAUCCGUCUAAGCGGUUAUCUUGAUUAUCGCUAAAUUAAUGGCUAUGGUUAUCUAUUUUUGUAUUGAGGGAAAGUGAUUCUGGCAAUCUUUUGUUCAGUUUUGUUUUUCAGACCGCCGGAUAUGGCGCUUAAUACGGAAUACCUGAAAUCUGCUCAAGGCAUCCUCAAAAUCCUGGAAUUUGUAAGCGUUUAUGUCAAAUCAAACCUUUUAUCAUUAGAUUUUUAGGACAAUACUUGCAGUUUCGCUAGAACAGUUAUAGGAGCUUUGUUGGGUAAGGUUUAGCGCAAUUUAAUUAUCACAACAAACCUUUGUUUUAACACCAGGCGUUUGGAGAUCUAGUAGAUAAAACUGAAAACGUUUCCACGGUUUUUUGAUUUCUCAGUGUUGAAUUCAUUGUAUGUGCUUGGUGCCUGUUCGAUAAGUGAUGUAAAAUUUAGGUCUACUCAUAACCAGCUUUAAUUUUCUACCAAUUUCGACGUUAUAUUUAAAUUCAUACUUGGCUUGGCUUUGCUUUGCUUGGGGGAAUAAAACAAAACGAAAAUCAUCUUCAGGCGUCAUAUUUCGAAAAUGGCAUAUGAAGGUGUAAGUAAUACUACGUAUCUGCAUUAAAAGGGAAGAAUAUUUGGCUCAACGUACAUCGAUAUUUUGUUUAGCAAAUAAGCCUCCAAGAUCUCAUAGGCUUACAACUUUUGUUUGUUUGUGUGUUAAGUGAUCUAAUGACUUUCACUGUCACAGGGACAUCGGACAUAUUUUGGAUUGGUUUGCCUAGCUUUCGCGGCGUACCCUGAGCCGUCAACGAGAGCUAAAGGCACGAGCUUGUGUAACGGGGUUCAUGAGCAUGUGAAAUCAUCGGAAACGCGUUUCUUUCUACCAAUCCUUAGAACGUUUUGUCCAAUUUUCAUUACCAUUCUGUUAGUUUUCUGCACAAAAACGUACUACAUCUACAACAUAAUUAACAUCAAGGCCAGUUUUCAAAUUUAUACUUUUUUACCAUUUAAACUGGAUUUCAGCGAAAACAACAAAUUAUAAAAAAAUAAGGAAAUCAGUCGUAAAGUGAGUUUUUGCGUUUGACCUAUUUUGGGUUCAUGAUCAUGCGCAGUAGUCCAGUUAGGUUAUAUGAAGAAGGUCAACCUCAGUACAUGUUUCAAAGUUGCUCUGGAGGUUAUGGGCAUUUAGCCUCAAAAUCAGUUAGCCACGCCGACAACUCGCACAGCGUCAGUCGGCUCUAUUGUCUUGUGCCUAUUUGAGAUUGCAACAUUAUUGCAGUGAUCGGCAGUGGCUGGAUUGACCUGGAAUUUGCAAGCGAAAUUAAUGAUGAGACUACUGAGACUAGCUAGCCCCUAUGCUCCACGGUCCCUAGUCUCAAAUUUUGUUUUGUUUCUGCCUAGUGUUUGGUUUCUGCUUUUUUAUUCGGACUGAUUGUUUGUCUUUUUGUUUGUUUCAAAGAUAACUAUCUGCAUAGCGUUUCCAUGUCUGGUAGAUUAUGAACUUAAACAGACUGUCGUCUUCGGAGAAGGACUUAUACCUCGAGCUUGGUUCUUCUUCUUUGUGGCAGUUUUCGUCAUUGGCCUGUUAGCCGUCUUGCUGAUAUUCUCGGUCUUGGCGUUUAGCUUGACGGAGAAAAACUUGAACUUUGUGGUGAGUGUACUCAAACUAAACAAACCGACAUUUUGGGUCCGCCAUCUUUCAUUUCACAAAAAUUCUGCUCCAAUCUAAGUGCCAAACUAAGUCUGAAAUAUUCAAAAUCAAUAGAACCACGAUCUGAAAGUUAAUACUCAUAGCUUGCUUGUAAAUUAACUUGUAAGAUAUCGAGUUCUAAGCUCCGGUAACAUAGCAGUUGGUUUUAUCGUAACUUCGUGAAAAAGAAUGGUGCUGAUAGAAUUGAAAUGUGGUACAUAAAAAUAUCCUCUCGUCCUUAGUUUUUUGAAGAAUAAGUAUCCUUUCUGUUCGUUCCGCGACAUGUCACGUGAACACCUCACUGAGAAUCGUAAACAGUAGGUUAAAUAGUUAACACAGGGUUUAAGUAAAGAAGUCAAGUAAAAGUAUUUUUAUUAUUCAUAUUUAAAAAAAUUCUGGCGCUUCACGUUUGGAAUGAAUGUUCAUUGCAUUCCAAUAAAAAAAACUAUGAAGGCAAACGUCAUUUCAAGGGCCCAAAUUUAGUCUUAAAUAAUAGUCAAAGCUUUAAUCAGUGAAACUUCAACUUUUGACCACGUGACAUGUCCAGUGACCAUGAAAGAAGACUACGAUUUGCAUUUGGAGAAAGUUUCAUCUCGUUGUAGGUGUCCGAGCGAGAGAUAUUGCAUAAAUAAAGCAAAUUUAGUUUAACAGUCUCCAAGUCUAUAAUUUGAUGAUUGGAUGCUUUAAAGAGAACAGGAAAAAUAACCCGAGAAAAUGCUUUAAAACAAUCCGAAUUAAAAUUUAACCCCGGAUUACCGCUUUUCGUCCUUAAUUUUAUUUGUUUCUGUUUCUUUUAGCUCUAUAUUUUUUCCUUCCUGCUGGCGUUGUUGUUUUUAGUUGCUUCUGUGCGAAUGGCCGAUUUCAUGAAAAAAGAGUACGAACUGGCUAAAAUAGACAAGGCAUUUGGAUUCCAUGGCCAUUCCGACAUUAUUACGGUCUCAGUGGUAGGUAUCUCAAUACGACUAUUUCAUUUUGACUUUGAAGUUCCGUGCCCGGUCAGAAAAAGCAAAAAAGAACUGUGGAUGUGCUGUGACAUAUUUUUAUAGGUCAGCGUUAACUUGGCUUGCUAUCAGUCCCUUCACCCCUUAUCCCCCGCCCCUUCAGACCUUCUAUAGCCUCCCCGCAGACGUCCUUUGGGGUUCGUUUGUCACGCAUUCAUUUCUCCCCCACGGACUCCGUGGGGGAGAAAUGAAUGCGUGACAAACGAACCCCAAAGGACGUCUGCGGGGAGGCUAGACCUUCUACAGCUCUUAAUUAAAAGGAAAAAAACGGCUGGUUACGCCCUUGACUGCUACGCUAUUCCUUUACACGACAUUAACGUAUAUUGGGAGCCACUUCACCAAAAAAACUCCGACCAAGGCACUUCUCACUACCGAGCGGCACGUGAGAUUCGAAAUAAAUUGCAGUCCCCUGUGCCCCCGUAUUCUGUCAGACCGAUGGAUUUAUUCGGUUAUUGGCCAAUAACUGUAAAAGAGAUGUUGUAAAGGUAUCCUCACCAAUCGGAAAACCGAAAGGCACGCAGCAGGCACUCCAGUGUUCUUACUGUUUUAGUCGGAGGUAUCCUAAUAGAUACUAUUCUGACCUCAUUUUAAUUUGUAUAUACAAUAUUUCCCCUCCCCACCCCCACUUCUGGAUUGGAAGGCGCUGAUAAUUGGGCAUAAAGUACCUCUGAGAAGCGGAUUAGAAAACAUUGCUCUAUUCUGAACAAAACUUCAAACUAUCUACCAUGUACUGAUCGGACGUCAGCUUCAGUUUGUUUGGAAGCUCUGUUCAGGCUAACAGACAAUGGCUCUUCUGUCUCUUUUCGAAAAAAGUAUUAUGUCCACUUUCUCUCUUGAUUAAAGAUAUCUCUAUGUGCAAUGCAUCUGAAAGUACAAUUUACCUGAAUCGCAUGCACUUCUCACCAAAAUUUGUUUAAUCUUCUUUUUUUAGAGUUUUAGCCUCGUUUCUACCUUCCUCCUUGCAGUCGAUGUCUACCUGUUUUACAGAAAAAGGGAGAGUGGAUCAGCUUACGAAGCUAGAGGACAAACUGAAGUUUAG